AUGAAACAUUUACCCCUGAUUACCGCCGAGCCUGGGUGGUUCGACCUGGAAGCAUCAGUCCAGAAAACCAUCCACUGGAUUAAUGAAGCUGGCAAGGCAGGAUGCAAGCUUGUUGCCUUCCGCGAAGUUUGGAUUCCGGGUUAUCCCUACUGGAUGUGGAAGAUCAAUUACCAACAGUCUCUUCCCUUCCUGAAAGCCUACCGUGAGAACAGUCUGCCAUCUGAUUCCGAUGAAAUGCGUCGGAUUCGUGCCGCAGCGCGUGAGAACGGCAUUUACGUCUCCAUGGGUUACAGCGAGAUCGACAUGGCAACUCUGCAUCUUGCUCAGGUACUCAUCGGACCAACGGGAGAUAUCCUCAACCAUCGACGAAAGAUCAAGCCAACGCAUGUUGAGAAGCUCAUUUUCGGCGAUGGGGCUGGAGACACCUUUGAGCCCGUCGUUGACACUGAUAUUGGACGGGUUGGACAGCUGAACUGCUGGGAGAACAUGAACCCCUUUUUGAAGGCCUAUGCGGCCAGUCUUGGGGAGCAGGUCCACAUCGCAGCAUGGCCCAUCUACCCAGACAAAACCACUCUCAACUAUCCGGACCCGUACACUAACGUCAGCGACCCCAAUUCCGACAUCGUCAGCCCAGCCUAUGCCAUCGAAACUUGCACCUACGUGCUCGCGCCCUUCCAGCGCCUGUCGCAAGACGGCGUUGCCAAGAACACACCUCCGGGCGUCGAAGUCGAGACACCGGAGCGCUACAACGGGCACACCAGGAUCUACGGUCCCGACGGUAGCCUACUGGCCCGACCGCCCAAGGAUUUCGAGGGAUUGGUAUACGUGAACAUCGACCUCGACGAGGCCCACCUGCCCAAAUCCCUCGCCGACUUCGGCGGCCACUACAUGCGUCCGGAUCUGAUACGCCUCCUUGUCGAUACACGGCGAAAAGAACUCAUCACCCACGCCGAUACCAACGGCGAUGUGGGGAGCUAUAGCACUCUCGACCGUGUUGGUUUGUCGGCGCCGCUUACGGAGCCCAAGCCGGAUAUACGUCCGAUGAAGAAGAUGGUGCCCCAUUCCGUGCCCGUGGAAGCGGGGUAUUCCCAUGGAGUUGCGGUCGGUGUGAAUGGUGCGCCGAAUGGCAAGUGA
Messenger RNA from Letharia columbiana, 1134 nucleotides. RefSeq lists its product as uncharacterized. The record is from RefSeq and is a predicted model, not a curated record. Lineage: Eukaryota; Fungi; Ascomycota; Lecanoromycetes; Lecanorales; Parmeliaceae. Gene Ontology annotation, molecular function: catalytic activity. The coding region runs from base 1 to 1134 and encodes 377 amino acids. The transcript is spliced from 4 exons.